Messenger RNA from Rattus rattus (black rat), 2636 nucleotides. Its product is annotated as cytochrome c oxidase assembly protein COX20, mitochondrial. The record is from RefSeq and is a predicted model, not a curated record. Gene Ontology annotation, biological process: mitochondrial respiratory chain complex IV assembly. Gene Ontology annotation, cellular component: mitochondrion; mitochondrial inner membrane. Lineage: Eukaryota; Metazoa; Chordata; Mammalia; Rodentia; Muridae. The transcript has 4 exons. Bases 955 to 1308 code for a protein of 117 amino acids.
AUGACUCUGCACAAUGACAGGCCUGGACAUUUUCCGGGGAAGGGCCGUUUGGAACGGAAGAGACCAAAUCGGGAAAUACAGAGGUAAACAAAGAAAGGCAAAAGGCCGGACCCAGGACAUUAACCCGAAAACGGAGUCACCACCGCCUGCUGAACUGGCUGAAACUUGGGCCCAAGCGACACACACGUUCUGGGCUCCUUCCCGCUAUGUCACCGUCGCGUCACUCCACGGCCUCCCUCCCGAAGGAAGGCACUUGCCGCCUGACGCAUGCCCCUUAGAUAGCGGCCGCCUCCAUUUUGUCCUGGGUCUCCUCCGCGGGAGCGGCGAGCUAUUUUUAACGUUCUAAAUCUGAGGGCCGGAGGGGGAGGGGCGUGGGCUUGCCCGCCGGGCGCUUGGAGAUCGCCGCGAGGGACUGAGGCUGGGGAUGCAGGUUGUCAAGGUCACCAAAGCCAGGACAAAGGACACGUAGGGGACAAGGCCCGCGGAAACAGCGCCAGGCGACUUCCGGCAAUGCGGGGACCGUCAAGCCCGGACUCCCGCCCUCUCGGAGGACAAAGCAGCGCCGGACGCGCGGUCCGGGCUCCGCCCUCGGCGCGCGCCCGGCGCCCAGCACGGGAACGCGCACAACGGUUGGAAAUGGCGGUUAAGGUGGAGGAGGGGCUGAAGGGAAGCGAAGUUUCUCGAUGCUCCUUGUCUCGGGCCGCCCCGCCUGCGAGACAGGAGCUGGUGGCGCUUCUCUAGGUUGUCUCCUCUUGUGUUCCAUUCCUGAUGGUCUGUUGCGGGGUUGGAAAAACAGUGUGGUUGGUUCCAAGGAACAAAAGAGGGGGCCACGGCGGGCUUCCGGACAGCCCCAGGAUCGCUCCCUAAGAUGGCCGCCGCCGCGAGGGAGGGUGGGCGGAGCCCGUACUGCUUCCGUCGCGGGCCUGGGCGGGGCGGUAGCGACUACUUGCACCCAUGGCUGACGCCUCGGAGCCCCACGAGCCGGAGAAAAAGCCCUUCAAGCUCCUAGGUAUUUUAGAUGUUGAGAACACUCCAUGCGCUCGAGAAUCUAUACUGUAUGGCUCACUAGGAUCUAUUGUGACUGGACUUGGACAUUUCUUGGUGACCAGCAGAAUUAGAAGAUCCUGUGAUGUUGGAGUAGGAGGAUUUAUCCUGGUGACUUUAGGAUGCUGGUUCCACUGUAGGUAUAAUUUUGCUAAGCAGAGGAUCCAGGAAAGAAUUGCCAGAGAAGGAAUAAAAAACAAGAUUUUAUAUGAAAGCACCCACCUUGAUCCUGAAAGAAAAACGAAGAGCAGUAACAGCAGCUAAGCGACUUCAUCAGCUUUAAACCCACAACUAUGCUUCCUUGUGAAUCAACCAUAAAUUAAACUCAAGUGUGUCAACUGUAUUGUUACCUACAUGAAAUCCUUUUGUUUACUGCCAGUAAGUUAUGUCUGUCAUGUAUCACAGAACUGCCAUGUCAAACACAUGGGAGUCAGGGUCCUGAUCUUCCUAAGGUGUCAGGUUCAUUAUCUGUUCACAAAGUACAUCAGAUUGAAGGAGAAAUCACACCUGAGCAGGGAUAUGUAUCUAUUACUGGCCUAGGACUUUGUCUAUUGAAGCUUCCAACAGGAAAGACUGUCAACGAUGGACACUAAGAAGCUUUGCAUCUGGUAGCCCUACUAUUUCAUCCUUGAUAAAGUUGAGUUUAUAGUAGGUCAAUCAAGUAUUUUAACAAGCUGUGGACAGUGCACUUAUGCUCUCAGCCAUUGUCACUGUGAAAAACCAGAGACUGGAAUUCUGCCAGCUUUACCAUGGUGCAGUUAUAUCUUACCAUGAAAGAGACCUCUCUUGGCUGGUAACAUCUUCACUACUUACAAAGUUCAUUUUCACAGCAGCACAACUGGAUAAAAAGAGUCACAAAGCAUUUAGUUUCCUUGACUUGCCUGAAACAUGCCAUUUUAAAGAUCUAUAAUCCCAUGACCACUGAUCCCUUUAAUAUUAUACUGACCAUUUCCCUACCUCAGUAUUCCAAUGUUGGGAUUACAGGUGUGAACUACCAUGUCUCUAGCUUAACUCAACCUUUCAUCCCAUCCUCACAACUAGGCUGAGCCUCCUGAACACCAGAAAUGUUUAAUAACUACAUUUUCCUUAGAAACUUCUGGUGUUUUAUCUUCUGUAGAUGACUUCUGGUCACUGCCCAUGUAACACACAAACCCUGCAUCUCACAAAAGGCCAGGCACAAUUGCAUUCCAUAGCUAUCUAUAUGCUACUAGGUAAAUUCUAAGACAAUGUGCCCACCCAACCCACACUUUUACACUGAAAAAUUUAAAUUCAACCUACCUUCUUUGCCCUCUGUGCAGUUUCCUUCAUUGUCCCGAUAAUCCCGAAAUGUCAUACUAGGUGAUAUAGCAGUAGGUACCAGCCAAAAGCUGAUUAAAAUAGAAUCGUAGUGUUAGUUGUGACGUUUUGGGAUAGCUUAUCUACCAUUCCUAGGCUUUAAUUCCUUCCCCCCCCCUCAGCCCCUCCCUCUUCGAUUCCUUGUUUUUUCGUCUUAGUAAAAGGACCUGGGGAUUUAAUAGGAACAGCUUUUUUUCUGGACUUGUGACUUAUUGACUGAGCUUGGCCACAAUUAAAACUCAACUAUGCUAAAACCA